Molecule: messenger RNA, 2381 nt
Organism: Camponotus floridanus (Florida carpenter ant)
Lineage: Eukaryota; Metazoa; Arthropoda; Insecta; Hymenoptera; Formicidae
Product: E3 ubiquitin-protein ligase RNF13
Exons: 8
Coding region: 644-1993 (449 amino acids)
Cellular component (GO): cytoplasm; nucleoplasm
Source: RefSeq, a predicted model, not a curated record
CGAUUGGUCGCAUCCUACGCAGUUCUAGGCAUUUUUAUGCACGUAUCAUUAGUAGUGACAGUCAGGCGAUUGACAGUUUGCUUUAUCCGCCAGGUGAUUACGAUCUUCAGCUGACAUUGACCUGGCAAACAAAAAACAAACUAUUCCGAUUAACGUCUGCCAGUCGUUGUAUCGUCGUCGUUCGCGUUCGUCGUUCGAUGACAUUAGUUGGGAAGAGAAUAUACCUAACCUAAAAACCGAACGUCCGGUCGUGACAUUUUCGUUGUGAAUGUACGCGUCUCAUCUCUCUUGUCAAGUGGUCGCAUUUAUCGAGUGUAAAAACACUCUCUCGGGAAAGAGGGAUAUUUCCGAGUCGAGAAAGAAAGAAAGAGAGACAAAAAGAUAAUUGUCGGAGGUGUCAUCUUUAUGUUAAUGGCCAGUCGAGGAACAUACGCGACACGACCAUGACUAAUAGCCUCGUCUGAAUGAGAGUCGUGUAUACAAUUUUCAAAAUAGAUCUCAACUAUACUUUUUACAAUAUGCUUUUAUCUACUUUGGAUGCAUUUUCCAUAGUAGAUUUGACAAUUAUAUAAUGAAUUGUUUAAGAAAAGUUUUAAUAAAAUACUAAAAUUGAUAAAAAGCUGGAUGCUUAAACUGGUUCAAGAUGCGACAGUGUUGUUUAAAUCACCAAGUCCUAUUAUGGCUUAUGUUUCUGAUUCUGUAUGCUACAUACAGCAGUGCAGACAUUUUAGUAUUUUCUGCAAUGGCAAGACAUCAAAUUGAAGAAGAAUUUCGCGAUAUGCCUGCCAAAUUUGGAGGUAUAAUACCAUCAGAAGGAAUUAAGGGUAUGGCAGUUUAUGCCAAUCCUGCCAAUGCAUGUCAAGAGAUACAAGGUCCACCUAAUAAUACUGAUUACCAUGGUAAUUGGAUAGUUUUAAUACGACGUUAUAACUGUAGUUUUGAAGUGAAAGUUCGAAAUGCGCAAAAAGCUAAAUACAAUGCUGUUAUUGUACAUAAUGUAAACAGCAAUGAAUUAGAACCAAUGUCAGCAAAGGAUAAUACAGGAAUUUCUAUACCAGCUGUAUUUGUUGGUGAUGUUACAGGAUUAGUUAUCAAAGAAAAUUAUUUAUAUGACCAAUCAUAUUUUCUAUUGAUUAACGAUGAUCUGCCAUUCAAUAUCAAUACACAUUUACUCUUGCCCUUUGCUAUCGUUGUUGGAAUAUGUUUUCUAAUCAUUGUUAUUUUUAUGAUUGUUAGAUGUAUAAAAGAUAGAAGGCGACAACGGAGGCAUAGAUUACCUAAUUCUAGUUUAAAAAAGAUUCCUAUACAUAAGUAUACAAAGGGUGAUCCAUAUGAGACAUGUGCUAUUUGUUUGGACGAUUAUGUGGAAGGAGAGAAGUUACGAGUUUUACCAUGUGCACAUGCUUAUCAUUCAAAAUGUAUUGACCCAUGGUUGACAAAAAAUCGAAGGGUUUGUCCUGUCUGCAAAAGAAAGGUUUUUGCCGCUGACGAACAAGUUGUAACCGACGAAAGUGAUUCGGAUGCUGAUGACACAACGCCCCUCAUUCGCGUCCAACAAGGUACACAAGGAGGAACGUUCGUGCAACAGAGAGAGAAUCCUUUUGAUAGAGCCAGGAGAUCACAAGCUAGGCAGGAUAUUAAUAAUUCUAGCGAUAGUAACUCUGAUUCCGAUCAAUCGCUUGUUACUACCGAUAAUGGUAAUAGUACGACUAGUGAACCAAUGAAUGUAGCUUGUGAUUUUCUGGUAUCCGAUAGCCAUAGUAUAAAUGGUGAACGACAAGAGUUAGAACGUUCGGAUAGCAGUACUAAUCCACAUACAGUAAGUUUAUACACGGGCGCUGAAGAAUUUCCCGCAUCUAUUGAAAUCGCACAAUCGCGACGCGGGGUCAUGACAGAUCUCCCUACGUCAAAUUCUGAUUGUCAUGUUGAAAUUUCGGAUAAUGUGACGACGUUGGCCAGUAAUUCACAAAAUAGAAACGAUGUCAUUACAUAAUGGCCUGACUAUAUGAUUAUUAUUAUACGUUACGAGUCGAAAUUCGUGAAAAGGAUUUUUUCUUUUCUUGGGAGAAAAAUUGAUUCAAUAUGGUGCACGGAGUUAUAAUAGAAACAAUGUAGGAUAAUGAAAACGGAUAAUCCAAAAGUAGGUAGGUAAAUAGAUAGUAUUUUUUAAUAUAGGCAAAUUCCAUUAUAUUUUUCUCAAAUAAUGAUAUUACCACUUUGCUUUAUGCCAAAUAUCUUUUUGCACUUAUGUGUCUAGUAUUUAUCUGAAUUACAUCAUAUUUCUUUUGCGAUGAAUACCAUAUGCAAUGACGUAUCAUGGAUCAAUAACUCUAUUUUAUAUAUAAUUGCGAAUCUUUUUCGAGGAAAAUAUUUUAUAUUUU